AUGGGUGACAAGCGCAAGCUCGUUCAAGAUGAGGUUGUGGAGCCUGAGGGCAAGAAGAUGAAGAAGGAGAAGAAGGACAAGAAGGAGAAGAAGGAAAAGAAGGAAAAGAGCAAGUCCCGCGACGAGUCUGAGGAUGUCACUGUCGAGGCCCCGGCACAGGACGAAGUGAAGAGCGAUAAGAAGGAGAAGAAGGAGAAGAAGGACAAGAAGGACAAGAAGGAGAAGAAGGAAAAGAAGGAGAAGAAGGAAAAGAAAGAGAAGAAAGACAAGACCAGCGCCGAAGAGCCUGCUGCUACUUCCGAAGACGCUAUGGACGUUGAUGAGGCUCCCGCCAAGGAAGAGAAGAAGGAAAAGAAGGACAAGAAGGAGAAGAAGGAGAAGAAGGAGAAGAAGGAGAAGAAGGAGAAGAAGGAGAAGAAGGAAAAGAAAGAGAAGAAGGAAAAGACCGAGGAAAAGUCCACAGAGGAGCCCGCAGCUGAAGAAGCUCAGGCCGAAGAAGCAACCGAAGAGACCGAACAGUCCCAGAAGGCCUCUCGCUUCAUCUGCUUCGUCGGCAACCUCCCCUACUCCGCCAACCACGAGUCAUUGACCAAGCACUUCGAAAAGAACCCCCCAGCCACAAUCCGCGUCGCAACAAGAAAAGAAGACCCCAAGAAGUGCCGCGGCUUUGCCUUCAUCGAGUUUGACAACUACGACCGCAUGAAGACCUGCCUCAAGCUGUACCACCACUCCAACUUCGACGACGGAAAGUACCCUCCUCGCCGCAUGAACGUCGAGCUGACUGCCGGCGGUGGUGGCGCCAACUCCGAGCACCGCAAGGCUAAGAUCCAGGCCAAGAACGAGAAGCUGAACGACGAGCGCUCACGUCAGGCCAAGGAGAUCAAGAAGGACAAGAAGAAGUACGAGAGCAAGCCUGCUGCCGAUGAUGCCAACGCUGUUGAGAUUCCCGCUGCUGAUGAUAAGUGGGCUGGAAUCCACCCUAGCCGCAGAGGCCGUCUCUGA
Molecule: messenger RNA, 1002 nt
Organism: Penicillium nucicola
Lineage: Eukaryota; Fungi; Ascomycota; Eurotiomycetes; Eurotiales; Aspergillaceae
Product: RNA-binding protein
Exons: 3
Coding region: 1-1002 (333 amino acids)
Molecular function (GO): RNA binding
Source: RefSeq, a predicted model, not a curated record